AUGGCUAGAGGGUUACGUGAACAUGAAAUUUUUGAUUUAUUGUGUGAUGGUCAUGUAUCAGAAUUAGAUUUUUCGGACGAAGAAACGGAAGAUCAGUUCGAUAAUGAUGAACUGCAACAAUUAUUAAAUGAUUUUGAAGAAUGGGAUGACCAAGACGAGCUGAAUGAAACAAAAAAAAUUCCAAAAAAUAAUAUAGAUAAAUUUAUAAAAGUUCGUCUUUUAUACGACGCAAUUAAUAAAAAAUGUAAUAGUUUGCCGGUUGAAAGAAGGUUAAGUAUCGAUGAACAAAUGGUUCCCUAUAAAGGACAUUUGCAAAUGAAGCAAUAUGUAAAAGGUAAAUCCUGUCCGUGGGGUAUAAAAGCAUUUUUGCUAUGUGGUGAAAGUGGUAUGGUUUACAAUAUACUGCUUUAUACUACUGAACUAGAUACAAGGACACAAAAAAAAUUUGGUCUAGGCGCUAGUUUGCAAGCCAACCAAACAUACUCUGUUGGUACUAUUCGUACUAAUAGAUUCGCAAAUCCACCCUUAUUAACCGAUAAACAAUUAGCCAAAAUGGGGAGAGGUACAGCCUUAGAAAUUUCAACUAAUAUGGAAAAUUGCAAUUUAUGUAUGGUGAAAUGGUAUGAUACAAGGUCUGUUACCUUAGUUUUCAAUUAUAUAGGAUCCAGACAGUUGGACACUGUAAGACGUUGGGAUAAAAAAUUAAAAAUGUACUUCAAUAUUGAAAGGCCGAAAAUAAUAACAGCAUACAAUACAUUAAUGGGUGGUGUCGAUAAGGUAGACCAACUCAUCAGUUAUUAUCGAACAUUUAUACGUUCAAAAAAAUUGACACUACGAAUGAUUGUAAAUGCUUUCGAUCUAAUAGUUGUUAACUGUUGGAUACAAUAUAAAAAAGACGCUGACCAUUAUAACAUAAAUAAAAAUAAAAGAAAAGAUCUGCUACAUUUCAGAAUGGCACUUGCGGAAAAUCUCAUAAAAGUAUGCCAAAAUGUACCAAUAAAACGUAGGGGAAGACCUCGUGCAGAUACAGGAGAUAAUAAUGAAGUUUCAACGAUACCCAAAGUACGAAAAGUCGAUUCCAGUCAGCCAACAGAUGAUGUGCGAAAAGAUAAAUUUGAUAAUUUUCCUGAGUUUGAUGCAAAAGGCCACACUUCGAGAUGCAAAAAUCCUGCAU
Messenger RNA from Melanaphis sacchari, 1174 nucleotides. Its product is annotated as piggyBac transposable element-derived protein 3-like. The transcript is spliced from 3 exons. NCBI's taxonomy places the organism in Eukaryota, Metazoa, Arthropoda, Insecta, Hemiptera, Aphididae. The record is from RefSeq and is a predicted model, not a curated record. The annotation marks the transcript as partial.